Pocillopora damicornis (cauliflower coral) is the source of this 717-nucleotide messenger RNA. RefSeq lists its product as uncharacterized. NCBI's taxonomy places the organism in Eukaryota, Metazoa, Cnidaria, Anthozoa, Scleractinia, Pocilloporidae. Gene Ontology annotation, molecular function: protein binding. The record is from RefSeq and is a predicted model, not a curated record.
AUGGCUGCCGCUCUGGACCCAGAUGAGGUGCUUCGUUCUUCGAAAGGGAGAGAUAAUUAUCAGCGUCUAGCUCGGCUUUUGAUAAGUGGCGGUACUGUACUGUUGAGGGAGGCAUUUGACAUCAAAUGUCCACCAAGUAAUCUUUCCACAACACUUCAGAAUCCAGCCACGAAGAAGCUACUUAAGGCAGCAAAGCUCACAAAGCCUCAGAGGGACUGCCUGUACCCUUCCCCAGGGAUGUACGGAAAGUCAACAGACUUUGAUAUAACUCUCCUUUUCCGGUUGUUGAGGACAAUAUGCGGCCUUACUCCUCCUGUCACGGGCUGGGAUGCGCUACCGACAAGUACAGAUGACAGUUUAGAAGCAGAUUUAGCUAGAAUCAAAUAUUACCGCAAUUCGAUAUAUGGUCAUGUGAACGAGAACAUGGAAAUCUCAGAUGACGAGUUUUCAGUUCUUUGGAGAGAACUCAGCGGGGCUCUGGUGAGAGUUGCGGGUCAAAUCAGCCCUGCAAAGGCAAAGGAAUGGCAGAAUGCUAUUGAUACAUUUUUAAGAGAUCCUCUCACAGAGGAAGAAAAGAGAAAUGAGCAGGAAUUGCAGCGCUGGUACCAGAAUGAUACAGAAGUAAAGAAAUACCUGGAAAAGGUAGAAUCUUCAAUGAAGCAUUUGGAGAAAGAAGCUCAAUACGUAAGACAAAAGGUUCGAGAAGAAGCCCAAGAU